UAUUUUUGUUUAAAACAUCAAAUGUCCAUAAAAAAAUAGAAUUUUUGGUCUUUUCCGAUGUUUUCGUCGGGCAUCAUCGGUAUAACCAUAUAACAAGUCGCAUUAUAAACAUCCAGUAACCUAAUCUUGUUUAACCACAUGAAAUCUUGAGGGUGUGGGUGGUGUGAGGUGUGGGGUGUGGGUAUGGGUGUGGGUAGGGAAGAAAAGAAAAUCCAGACCCACACCCACACCCACACCGACACCCUUAUAUGCGUAUAUAUAUGAAAUAAAACUCACAAAAAUAUUCGAGUGCUAUUGAUAAUCAUUUCAAAUUUCCCUUGAAUACAACAAUCUUGUGCUUGAGAACCUUUUUUUUUUACAUAGAAUUAUUUCUUAUAGAACUUCAAGACUAAUUUUAUUUUAAAUUCCGAUCUUUAUUAAACCGUUCAGGAAACAAGAUAAAAUAUUUCCACGAAAAAAUGCUAUUUUGAGUUAUGACACUUUUUUUUUAUGAGAUUACUUUAUUUGAGAGAAAAAAAAGUUAUUUUAAUUUUUCUAACAUUACAAGUGAACAUGCAUGACGUUGAAUAAAAACAAAAGAGUUGAUAGGCAGACAACAAUAAUAUUGUAUUGUAUCUCUCAAUAGUCAGUUGAUAUCUGAAAAAAUACUUUUCACUUUAUGUCUUCAUCUCUAUCCGUCAUACACGAUCAAUGCUUAAACUAGGUCAUCAUAAAUGCCCUUGUAUGCAUAGAGAAACGAUAAGUGUCGAUUAUCAUAAGAAUGGUCGACUAAAUGAAUGAGAAAAAAAAUGUCACUUAUUCGUUCAGUCAGGUCAUUCAUUGUUGAUUUAGACUAUAUAGAAAUAGAUAGCUUCUUUUUCUUGCUGACGGCAACGGGUAAUAUAGAGCAAAAAAGUAUAUAAACAAUCGUUAAGAAAGAAUUGACAAAUGUUGAUGGACAUGAAACAUCUAUGCAUUCAACUGACAGAUAUAUCUGAUGAAAUACUUCUGUUAAUCUUAAAUAAAUUGUCAAAUAUUGAAGUACUUUAUUCUCUAAUAGGCGUUAAUAUACGGCUUGAUAAAAUCGUGAGCGAUCCUAUCUUUACUGAUCAUUUAACAUUAUUAAAACGUUCUUUGAAUGGUAUUAUCAAAUUACUGGAUGAUCAAAUAUUUGAUCGCCUUUAUUCAGAAAUAUUGCCUACAAUUCAUCAUAAAAUCAAGUGGCUCGAUCUUGAACCAUUAUCUAUGGAACGUGUUCUUGCUGUUGAUUAUCCAAAUUUACAUGAACUCUCUCUUUUCAAUAUUGAACGUGAACUAGCUGUACGUUUGUUUGGUGAGAGUCAUUUAAAUCGCAUCUUCAAAAAUCAAAUUACAACACUGAACAUUACACUUCCUGAAAAUAACAUAAUAGUAUCAACAUCAGAUAUAAUGAAUAUAGUCUGUACUCAUAUCUUGACUAUGUUCAACAAUUUAAUAUGUUUAAAAUUUCAUCCAUAUGCCGAUAUUUAUGUUGUCAGAGAGGAACGAUUAUCAUUCAGUUUAAGUGAACCUCCAACAUUUUUUUCUUCAAGUUUAAUGGAAUUACAUAUUAAUGUUGAAGAUUUUACUGACUGUCUUUAUCUACUCGAUGGUCGUUUCAAACAACUUCAUACUUUCUAUGUUGAUGUUCAUUGGUUUCCUCCUCCAUCACCAGUGAUUAUUAACAAGGUAGGUUAUUUGAAUUAA
Molecule: messenger RNA, 1704 nt
Organism: Rotaria sp. Silwood1
Lineage: Eukaryota; Metazoa; Rotifera; Eurotatoria; Philodinida; Philodinidae
Source: the annotation of a GenBank genome assembly